Messenger RNA from Thlaspi arvense, 294 nucleotides. The record is from the annotation of a GenBank genome assembly. Lineage: Eukaryota; Viridiplantae; Streptophyta; Magnoliopsida; Brassicales; Brassicaceae.
AUGUCCCUUGAGAUAAAGGAUCAGCGCAAGAGAGAGGCACAAACAAAAAUACAUUCUGCAAUACACUCUUCCAAGAAAAAGAUGAUUCUCGUUUUUGAUUUCGCACUCACAUGCUCAAGACCGGCAGGGAGUUAUGGUGCCGUUCGAGAAAGAAGAGAAGGAGACACAAUAGCUUGGAUGCUUUCUAUUUCAGGUUUAAACUGGUUUUCAGAAGUGAAAUAUUGCAUCGAGAAAUCAGGUUGUUUGCGGGAAUGUAGGAUUUCUAUUAUACUCAAAAUAGGUGAUAACGUUUAG